AUGUCACUUCCGCCAGCAUUACUAGCACGAUUGCAAAAGAGGGGAAUAGUAAAACUAGAAGAAGAAGUGAUAGCAGAAAACUACGAAUCUGAGCAAGCUACAAAAAAAUUCGAAGAAAACGCGUCCGGUGCUCCAGGAUGUCCGAAUCGCUACAACCCAUACCAUGUGUGCGUCGAUUUCUGCUACGAUCAUUGGGGAGACGGAACUCCAGAAUAUAGGCUUCCGGAUAAGUAUAUUGAGCGAAAAAAUCGAAUGUUGGCGAAGUUUCCGCUUCCCGAAGGUUGGGAGGAAGUCUAUGAUCCGGGCGUCGCGAAAUUCUAUUUUUGGAAUCGCACAACUGAUGAAGUGUGUUGGCUGUCACCGAGGCAUCCAAAAGCUUAUAUCAGCGACCCAGCUCCAAGAGUGGCCAGAGAAAACGCACAAGGAUUAUUUGGAGAAGCUGAACCACUUUCUCGUCCUUCUGAGGACCGACGUAAAUCUGAUCGUGGCGAGAGCCGUUGGGGAGAUCGCGAUAGGGAUAGAGAAAAAAACGACAAGAGAAGAAGGAGAGAUCCUGAAGAAGAUGAGGAUGAAGAUGUCUCUGAGAUGGACGAUAGGGCUAGAUUGAAGCGCGCCAAGCGGAAGGGAAUCGAUCCGAUGGAUCCUGCAGCUUAUGGUGAUGCCCCAGUCGGCAAAUGGUCCGACGGAAUGCGUGCCGAACAAGUGACGGGUGCCGAUGUGACCGCCGGCGGACCAUUGUUCCAGCAGCGGCCGUAUCCAGCGCCGGGUGCGAUUCUCCGCAAACAAGGCAAACCGCCGCGCGGCGAUGAUGUCGACCCGAUGCUCUAA
Molecule: messenger RNA, 828 nt
Organism: Caenorhabditis bovis
Lineage: Eukaryota; Metazoa; Nematoda; Chromadorea; Rhabditida; Rhabditidae
Source: the annotation of a GenBank genome assembly